UCUUCUCCUCCUUCUCUUCAAGCCCUCGCCGCCGAGAUCUUUCAUCCAGAAGCCCCAAUCUAGGGUUCCGAUCUGGCUCUUCUCAAGGAGAUGGCGGCGAAGGAGGCGGUGGUGCCGGAGUCGGUGCUGAAGAAGAGGAAGAGAGAGGAGGAAUGGGCGCUGGCGAAGAAGCAGGAGCUGGAUGGCAGGAAGAAGAAGGAUAAGGAAAACCGCAGGGUUAUUUUCUCUCGUGCUCGGCAGUACGCCAAAGAGUACGAGACUCAGGAGAAGGAGCUGAUCCAAUUGAAGCGGGAGUCGAGGCUCAAGGGAGGUUUUUAUGUCAGCCCUGAACCCAAGCUUCUCUUCAUCAUCCGUAUCCGGGGUAUCAAUGCCAUGCACCCAAAGACCAGGAAAAUCUUGCAGCUCCUGCGUCUGAGACAGAUAUUCAAUGGUGUGUUCCUUAAAGUUAACAAGGCUACAAUGAACAUGUUGCACAGGGUUGAGCCUUAUGUGACAUAUGGGUACCCAAAUUUGAAGAGUGUUAGGGAAUUGAUAUACAAGAGGGGUUAUGGAAAACUGAACAAGCAGAGGACCCCACUGGCUGAGAACUCCGUCAUUGAACAGGCCUUGGGAAAGUAUGGCAUUAUCUGCAUUGAAGAUUUAAUCCAUGAGAUCAUGACUGUUGGUCCCCACUUCAAGGAGGCAAACAACUUCCUGUGGCCAUUCAAACUCAAGGCACCUUUGGGUGGUCUUAAGAAGAAGAGGAAUCAUUAUGUCGAAGGUGGUGAUGCCGGAAACCGGGAGAACUACAUCAAUGAGCUUAUCAGACGGAUGAACUAGAAUUUGUUUCUCUUCGAGAUCUUUUUAAUCGGCUGUCACAUAGGGCAGAUUAUAUUCGAAAUUUAAUUUUUUAAAUGCAAUGCAUUCUUGUGGAGAGGAACCUUGAACACAUUUUGCAGUUUUGAUUUUGAAAUUUAAGAACCUGAGAUAAUAAUAUGUUAUGCAGAAUGAUUCUUGUAA
Messenger RNA from Dioscorea cayenensis subsp. rotundata (Guinea yam), 999 nucleotides. RefSeq names its product 60S ribosomal protein L7-2-like. Gene Ontology annotation, biological process: maturation of LSU-rRNA from tricistronic rRNA transcript (SSU-rRNA, 5.8S rRNA, LSU-rRNA). The transcript has 6 exons. Gene Ontology annotation, cellular component: cytosolic large ribosomal subunit. Bases 91 to 819 code for a protein of 242 amino acids. Lineage: Eukaryota; Viridiplantae; Streptophyta; Magnoliopsida; Dioscoreales; Dioscoreaceae. Gene Ontology annotation, molecular function: structural constituent of ribosome; RNA binding. The record is from RefSeq and is a predicted model, not a curated record.